This is a messenger RNA of Anopheles darlingi, 4284 nucleotides long. It is a transcript of the gene wde, whose product is annotated as activating transcription factor 7-interacting protein 1. Gene Ontology annotation, cellular component: transcription regulator complex; nucleus. Bases 166 to 4002 code for a protein of 1278 amino acids. Gene Ontology annotation, molecular function: protein binding; transcription coregulator activity. NCBI's taxonomy places the organism in Eukaryota, Metazoa, Arthropoda, Insecta, Diptera, Culicidae. The record is from RefSeq and is a predicted model, not a curated record. The transcript has 5 exons. Gene Ontology annotation, biological process: regulation of DNA-templated transcription.
AGUUGGUGAAGCAGUGAAGAAGGUCGGACGUGUUUCUUGUUUAGCGGUCGUAAGAUACCGGUAAGGAGCAUUUGUGCCUCAGCCUUCUUUGUUGUCUGAUGUUCCAAAAUCACACGUACCAGGGCCUGCUACGAAUUACCUGUGGAUAAGUUGAAAUGCUGAAUGAUGAUGGAAGUUGAUCAACCAACCACGGCUGCUGCAGAAAAGGAAAUUGAACCCGGUUCCGCUGAAGUUCCACCAGCGGCUUCUGGAUGCAAAGAAGAUGAAGUAGUGGUCAAAGAAAAUGAGGAAGUAGAAGCACUUGUUAUUACUGAUAGCGAGGAUGAAGAGCAGCUGCCCAAGGAGAACGGUACAGAUAAAACUAAACCGGCUAACACCGCAGAACCGGUUGACAAAGAAUGUUACAAAAGUUUGCCCACUUCCGAUAUAUCAGGCAUAGUUCCUCUACGCUUAUCGAUCGAUAAGGAGGUUGAACGGAACAACGAUGACAAACAGGAUAUAAAGAAUGUAGAGGACAACGAACCCGUGCAGACCGUUGCGGUCGAGGAAGCUACUACUGAACAACCACGAAAGCCCGCUGAGAUAACGAAUAUCGAUCUUACUGAGCUUUCCAGCGCUGAAGAAUCAUUUACCAGUGAUCCGGGGGUAGUACUUCCCAGUGAACCGGACGAAGUACCACCAAAACCACCGAUCAAAAUGAAGGUGGUAAAGGAAAAGAAGAAGGAACUGAGCCAUGCCGAAAUGACAGCCGAGCAACUGUUGAAAUCGCUCAUGGGAGGAUACCUCGAAGAAACCUCCGAGCCUGAAAAUGAUACUACUGUCGAAAAGAGCGAUAUGAUUAAAUUUAAAGAUGACACAACUAGUGAACAGUGCAAAGACAGUGUCCUACCAGCGGAAACCGAGUGCGUGAAGAACGACGACGUUGCGAGUAAGCCGGAUGAAAGCCAAAAAGAAGUGUCUAAUGAAGUGUCUGCUUGCGAAGUUGAUACACCGGCAAGUACUAGUGAAGAUACGACACAAACAGGAGCAGUUGAUCAUGACAAGAUCGGUGGAAUCGGUGCUGAUAGCGUUACCUCACCGGAAUGUGAAGAACCUAAAUCUCUGAUCGCAGCUAAUGAAGGCUCUAGUGAUAAGGCUGAACUCAGCGUUGGACCUGAAUCUACACAAGAAAAAUGUUUUCUUGAAGAGUUACCAGAAUGUGAGGCCAAAUCGGCGCUGCCAGAGACUAGUACUCAGUCCAGUUCAAAGGCCACUGCCGAGGAACAAAACGAACCAAUACUUUUGGAUGACUUCGAGAACGACUAUUGCUUAGGACAGGAGGAAGAUGAGGUUGAGGAGCAAGGAUCAGCUAGCCUGAACACCGAUGCGGAAGAAUCGGGCGAACCACCACGAAAAAAGGCACGACCAUCGACGUUACUGCCAGACGAGGAUCUUACCGUCGUCUUAUCGGAACCUCAGAGUAUAGAGUUGCAACCAAAGGAGAGCACUGACGAGCCUUCUAAGGGUAUAAGCCUAGUCGAUACAAAACCGUCAUCGGAGGAAAUCGAUUCAAAUGCAGUAGCAGAACCGAUGAAUGAUAAUGAAGAAGAACCUGUUAAAGCGACGAAUGAAAGCCGUCAAACCGACGAAGCGCUUAGCACUGCAGAAGACAAGCAACACAUUGUUGAAUCUGAACGCACAAGCCCUACUCGGGACGCAAAUGAGGUAAUCGAUCGUCGACCACCGAGUGUAUCAGAUGUUUUAAUAAUCGAUGACGACGAUGAUGAGGGAGAUAUGCCAGAGGUGGCUGCUGCCUCCCCGUUGGCAACUGAUUCUGAGAAAUCGGUAUCAGUCCCUGCAAAACGUUCAUCUCAAUCGGAAAACGACACCGGAACUACGAAUGAUGUGGAGCAUGAUGCUGGGAAAACAUCGAAAAAGCCAAAGUUGGUUGAGCCCCUUAUGAAGGACGUUACCGACGAUAUGACGAAAGGUUCUGAAACGGCUACAACUGAAACGAAGAACGACAUUAAAGCAGUAGUACAAGAAACGGAACGGCAGAAGACUCAGGUUGAGAUGAAGUUUUUGGAAAAAUUAGGCAAACCGCUUCAAACCAUGACUCGAAAGGACCUGGAAGAGCUGGUACUACAGAAGGUAGCUGAAACGAUGAUAAACAAGAAGGAGAUGGCCGGAUUGCGGAAGGCGGUAGAACAGCAGAAUGUGCUGAUGAACUGGUUCCGUGAGCAAACGUAUGAGCUGACCAGAAGACUCAACGAUCAGCGUCUUAUCCAUCGUCGGCUUAUACAAGAUAUGGCCAUUCCGGCCAAUAGGACUGUGAUGCCCGUGCGUAUAACACGAAACGUUGGAUUGCAGGUUUCUCUGCAAAGGGAUUGUACUUGCACCUAUGCUUGGGAUCAAAUGGCGCUAGAAGAAAGCACUUGUUCUAGCGAGAGGGCAGCACUUGUACCAUGCAAGGAGAGCUCUUCACAAACGGUUGAACCGCGGCUACCGGCGGAGAAACCGAUCGAUAUCAGGACGCUCAGCACAAUCGGGCAGCAACAGAUGAAGGCGUGUGAAAUCGUAGCACCCCUACACCGAUCACCAGUAACACCGCAGCCCGUUGCGAACGUUAUUCGUACAGGGCAAACGACAAAUGUGACCUACGUGCACAAUUCGAAGACCACUACCGUGUCUAUGAGCAUCCCCAGUCAGCCUCAACCAUCGACAAGCAGCAUCGGUGUGUCGCCGUCCGGGAUUAACAAAGCGCUACGGAUACCGGGUGCUUCAUCAGGACCUAUCGGUGACCGACGUUCGCUAAUCAAGAAUCAUCGGACGUCUACCGGGAGCGGCAUAUCUGCCAGUACCAUGGUAUCCGCCUCAUCAUCGGCUAAUUACGCCGCUAAACAAAACAUUACCAGCACAGUGGCAAGUGGCACGAUCAACGGUAAUGUUAAACCGAUGAGCGCCAACAGCAAUGUUCCUACCAAUAUUAUUUUAAGGAAAAAGUCCAUUCAUAAGAUCACGCCGAUGCGUCCACCUAUACCGCAAAAUAUGCAGAAUACGCUUCAUGAACAUGAGCAACUGUUACGGGAACAGAUCAAGAGGCAGCAAGUCGAGCGUCAAAGGCAACACGAAGUACGUAACGUACCCGGCCGGUUGGCAUCUAUGAUUCGUGCCCGACACGAAGGUUCACCGAUCAUGCACUCUGCUGGGACGACGGCAAAGCAGCCACUUGCCAGGCCAAGACCGGAUACUAACGCACCAGCUAUUGAUGCUUCGUUGAUCGAUUUGACGGAGGAGGAUGAUGGUCCGAAGAAGCCAGUGCCACCAGCCGGUACGAACGCUGUUAAUAUCGGACCGAAGCCUUCUUUCGAUCGCAACCAACAGAAUGGUGUAGUUCGGCCGAUGGCGAAAUUGCCUAACGCAAUGACGGUGCGCAGCACUGAACAAUCGACUACACAACAAUCACGCACUUCAGGUGCUGCACUAAAUGGAAGCGGAUCUGUUGGACAGCCAGCUACCAAAAAACCACCAAUCAAUCCGGCCCAGACGCGAUCAGUCGUCGUUGUGAACUCCGACCGUACAAAUAAAGAGAUGGCUGCAAGACGCCGUUUCGGAAGGCAUCCGGCACCACCGCCAGAAGCUGGCCCUCAACCCACCAAUUCGCCCUCAUCACUACCGCUUCCACGUCCCUCAAUACGCAUUAACAAUAUCGAAACGGGCAUCGUAAUAUCGUGGACAAUGGACCAAACGCCGCUGUACGCCACAGCGGAACGGUACCAGAUCUAUGCGUAUCAGGAAACCGCCGAUCCACCGUCGACCGACAUGUGGCGGCAUGUUGGCGAUGUGAAUGCGCUCUCUCUGCCGAUGGCCGUCACGCUGACAGAUUUCCACGUGGACCAGCGAUACUAUUUUGCGGUACGCGCAAUCGAUGUUCACGGUCGCACUGGACCGUUCAGUGAAACCAGGACCUGGAACGAUCGUUCCCUGAAUUCAGCAGCCAACAGUCAACAGCAAAAGGACUAGCCUGCUAUAAAGUAGUAGUAAAUGUUAUCGUUUAUUUAUAAAUGCUUUUCGCGAUUCGCCUCUCCCUGGAACGAAGGAUACACUUCUCAUUCGCGAUAUUUAAAAAUUUGUUCUAGAUUCAAAGGUAACUGGUGGAAUUUGAAUGCGGGGGGAAUCUUAUUCUCCAUCGAUUAGCAAGUAUUGUAUAGAAGAAAUAGUGUAUCAUUAAAUCCGCCAUCCAGGUUUAGUUAGCAGGGCUCCGUUGUUGUGCUCUUUGAGAUGAAUUAAAUAAACAAAUUGAUA